Molecule: messenger RNA, 333 nt
Organism: Microthlaspi erraticum
Lineage: Eukaryota; Viridiplantae; Streptophyta; Magnoliopsida; Brassicales; Brassicaceae
Source: the annotation of a GenBank genome assembly
AUGGAAUCUACCGGUAAUCAUGGAGGGAUCCAGCAACUUCUUGCUGCUGAACACGAAGCUCAGCAAAUUGUCAAUGCCGCUAGGACCGCGAAAAUGGCUAGACUGAAGCAAGCCAAGGAAGAGGCUGAAACAGAGGUUGCUGAGCACAAAACAAGUACGGAGCAUGGAUUCCAGAGGAAACUCGAAGAGACCAGUGGAGAUUCAGGUGCAAACGUGAAGAGGCUUGAGCAAGAGACUGAUGCCAAAAUCGAGCAAUUGAAGAGCGAAGCUUCGAGAAUCUCCAGAGAUGUUGUGGAGAUGCUUCUGAAACAUGUGACCACAGUGAAGAACUGA